This is a messenger RNA of Pisolithus orientalis, 1657 nucleotides long. RefSeq lists its product as uncharacterized. The record is from RefSeq and is a predicted model, not a curated record. Gene Ontology annotation, molecular function: zinc ion binding. Lineage: Eukaryota; Fungi; Basidiomycota; Agaricomycetes; Boletales; Pisolithaceae. Bases 72 to 1538 code for a protein of 488 amino acids. The transcript has 7 exons.
GAGCUGUGGCUGUGCCGGGGCCGGAAGCGGAAAUAUUGGCGCCGUGUGGUCAAUGUAUCUACUUGACAAUCAUGGCACAACGACGGGUACCAACUAUCGAUGACCUCAGGGUUAAGCUUUGUUAUAUCUGCAGGGAAGAAGAACGGUACGAUGCACCUGAGAACCCGCCGCGAGCAUGGACACACCCGUGCAGAUGUACACUGGUCGCACACGAAUCGUGUCUCCUUCAAUGGAUCCAGUCCUCCCAGCAGACUCGGUCCCGUGCGCCAAAUGCUCUCAAGUGUCCUCAAUGUAGCUCGCCUUAUGUGCUAGAGAGCAACAAUCCCAUCAUUUUACGUCUUCUGGAUGCAGCCAACAAGGGUCUCUCUGCGAUAGGAAAGAUUGUCACUGUCGCAAGUUUCACCGUAGUCGUGGUCUCUAUUGGCACGGGCAUGUAUAUUCUCUGUACCACGUAUGGCGCCUACGCUCUUCGGGAGUUUCUGGGACCCGAGAUGUUCGACAUACUACUGUCAGAUGAUCCCGCUAGAUGGCCCUGGCACAGUUUUAUCAAUCUCCCGCUCAUUCCACUCUCUCUUAUCAUGUCUAGACUUCCAACCAAGUCCUCAAUUACACCACUCGUUCCAGUUCUGCUCGCAUGGCCAACGUCUGCUCCUAUUCGCGCGAAUAACAGCAUCAUCCUUGACGGCUGGCGAAAUCCAUUCCUUCGCACUGACCCACGAGAAUUCUUGCAUCCCCUCCCGCGCUGGCCACCACCGCCGAUGAUCCUUGGUCUUUUUGUAUUCCCAGCAGUUCGGCAGGCCUACAAGCGCAUGCUUGGCAACUUCACUCGGUGGCUGCUCAACUCGAACACCCCUCACGGCCAGGACAUGCAGCGUGUCCUCAACGGCAACGACGACGAACCGUUUCUCCGGAUUAGAGUGAAUGCUAAUGUGGAGGAAGAUGUGCCAAUUGGACAGGCCAAUGUGAAUGGACAGCCGCCGGGCCAACAAGGGCUUGAUGCAAACAACGAUAACGAAGCAAACGCACCCGCCGGAGACGCUGUUGCAGCAGCAGAGAAUACCAUCCGCGUUUCUGGGACUUCAUUGGGUCGACUAAUCGGCGGUGCACUUAUCAUUCCCCGUAUAUCCAGCUUCAUGGGGUCGCUGUUGCUUCGCCUAUCGAUGCACUCGAGAAUAUUACGGAAGAUACUCGCGGUACGACCACCGCUUCCCACUGGAGUGGUACCCCCCGCGAUACCGCGAUCUCUAUUUAAUGGUAAGGCGUGGUCCGAAAUGAGCUUGCUGAAGCGAAUCAGCUAUGUGGGGUACCUAGGUUUGACCGUUGCAUGGAGGGGAACCAUGACAUGGGCUGAAUGUGACCCGGUUUGGUGGAGGAAUUCAUUGGGUUUGGGAGUUUUCGUGAUGGCAAAGGACUGUGUUCAUCUGCUACACCUUUGGCUCACCAAGCGCGAACUUGAGAGUCGUCGAGUGAAAAAUAGGUCUUUUGAGGACGUUGACGUUCAGGAGUUGGACCUCAUUAACCCAUCUGUUUAUUCGUGAUUUUGUUGCAUUCUCGAUUGGCCUACUCUCCUUCAAGUCGUGAUUGUCUGUUCGCGGUCCAUACACACACUCCGUAGUUUGAUAUAACCCAUCACAUACCGCAAGUGCUGUCCCGUGGU